AUGGAUCAUGGGAUAGUGAGGGUCGUCAAUGGAGGAUGGCUGGAUGGGCUUACGCGAGAUGCUGUUACGCGACCCGACACGAGCACGAUUCUUUGGGAAACGCUCUACGAACCGUGGGAUCUCUUCACAAGACUCGAUAAAGGAGACGACGUGACUGCGGCUGAACCUGUGACAUUGUUACGCGACGUUUGUUCUGGACCCGAUUCCUCAGAGAAGAACUGUUCAGUCAUAUGCACCAGCUCGGACGACUUAUUCGCCUCUUGGAAGACUCUAUGGCAAUGUCUGUCUCUGUCAUCGAUAACUCUCGCAAACUCCACAUUCUCUACACUUGAUCAACACCAUGACGGAGUAGGAAACGGCACAUCAAGGGAGCAGAUCUCGAGCGCCUUGAGGUCUUUUGGCAUUACCAAUGCGACCGACUUUGACGGGAAAGCGGUUCUGAAUCUCACGUAUGAGUGUGCUGCUGCAAGUUGCCGCGAUAAUAGCAUGGGAGAGUGCUCCAUUGGCCAACUCGACCCAGGGUAUUUUGAGAGUGAGACUCUCCAAUGGAUCAAGGUGUACGAGGCUCUUGCACCGCUAUGCGAUGGACUGGAAAGCGAUAUCAACAUCGAUAUUGCUGGACCUGGAGUACUAAUAACAUACAUCACUCAAACAGCCAUGGUGGUGUUCGCAUGGCUAUUUUUCCUACUUCUCAAAGUCAACAAGUUCAUCAACACUUCAACAUCAAUCUUCACUCAUCUCUUCCGAAAAAGAAACCCGGGUCCUAAUCUCUUGACCCAUCGUGUAUCAGGCCUUGAACACCUCGAGCGCACGAAUCUUGCUCACGCAACGAGCACCUUUCUGGCAGAGCUUCACGAAGCACAGUGCUUCUUUGUCGUUGCCAUCGAGAUAGCGCUGAUCAACGCCAGUUCAAGAUCAGCAAUUUUCACAGGCGCUGAGAACUGGCAGAGUCUUCUUUGGAAUCGUGAUAGUGUCCAAUUUCUUGCAGGUAUGGGAGCUUGGCCUAUUAUUCUCGGACAGAUCUCCCUCCGAAGAGCCGAGCUAGACUCGAUGUACUACCUCCUUCUCUCGACGCUCGCAUUGGUACUUGCUGGUGUGGCGGCUGAUACAGCUGCAAAUCCAGAUCCAGAUCGGAUAUACAAGAUGUUUCAAGGACAGAAUACACUUGAAGAAUGUGGUGGACAUCCUUCCCUUCGAACGUUUUGUGUGGAAGAGCGAGAGGGUCUAUAUUGCGGGGAGUAUAUUCGCAUUCCUCGGAUUACUUGCUCUCCUGUGGUGGGCCAAAAUCUGGAGUCUUUGCAACUCUCCAACAUCAUUCCUCAAAAAGCACAAGUCCUUAUCGAAACGUCAGCUUGA
This is a messenger RNA of Fusarium musae, 1356 nucleotides long. RefSeq lists its product as uncharacterized. Lineage: Eukaryota; Fungi; Ascomycota; Sordariomycetes; Hypocreales; Nectriaceae. The transcript is spliced from 3 exons. The coding region runs from base 1 to 1356 and encodes 451 amino acids. The record is from RefSeq and is a predicted model, not a curated record.